AUGGAGGAGGAAGAGGUGGAAGAGGUAGUGGAGGAGGAGGAGGAGGAGGAGGAGGAGGAGGAGGAGGGGAAGGAAGAAGAUGCAAAGCCCAAGUCAAAGCCGGGUUUUGUGCCCUGCUUGGCAGCUCCCAAAAUCCCAGAGGGAGAAAGAGUGGACUUUGACGAUAUUCACCGAAAGCGAAUGGAAAAGGACCUGUUGGAGCUCCACAGUCUGAUUGAAGCUCACUUUGAGAAGCGUAAGAAGGAGGAAGAAGAACUCAUCAGCCUCACUCAGCGCAUUGAGAAACGCAGGUCGGAGAGAGCAGAGCAGAUGAAGUUCAGGGCAGAGAGAGAAAGAGAGCGUCUGCUCAAAGCAGCUGAGGAGAAAGCCAGAAAAGAGGAAGAAGAGGCAAAGAAGAAAGCAGAGGACGAUGCCAGGAAGAAGUUGAUUCUGUCCAACUUGAGGCGUCAGCACACAUGCCUUCUCUCCGAUGUGCAGACACAGACCGGGCCCAAGAGACAAACGGAACGAGAAAAGAAGAAGAAGAUCCUCAGUGAUCGACGCAAAGAGCUAAAUGUUGAUCACAUGAGAGAGGACUCACUCAGGGAAAAAGCAAAGGAGCUGUGGGACUGGAUACGCCAGCUGGAGGCAGAGAAAUAUGAACUUCAGUACAAGCACUCGAAGCAGAAGUAUGAGGUCACCGUGCUGAGGAACCGGGUCAGUGAUCAUCAAAAAAUCUCAAAGGGCGGCAGAAGCAAGCGUGGCCUGAGGAAGUAACGUCUGACAUCAGCACUGCCGACAUCUGACUUCCACGAAUUUUACUGAGCAGGGCAAACCGCAUAUUAAUGUUUUCGAAGACUUGAACGUGCAAGGACAAAUUACUAUUCCGAGUAUAUCCUGAGAUGCUCGUUAAAGCAUUUCCUGGGAAGUGGCGUGCCUUCGAGUGUAGUCGACGACUGAUCAGACUGAUCGGGCAGGGGUGGGUCCCAGCAUGUGUUUAAUUAACAGGGAUCUGAAAGGAAGAGUGUCUCCCAUUGUUAUGACUUUAAUGACUAUGACUUAUAAAGUCUAAAUCUGAUCAUUAAAAAGUGAGGUUGAAACUAA
This is a messenger RNA of Acanthopagrus latus (yellowfin seabream), 1083 nucleotides long. It is a transcript of the gene tnnt2b, whose product is annotated as troponin T type 2b (cardiac). Gene Ontology annotation, cellular component: troponin complex. Gene Ontology annotation, molecular function: tropomyosin binding. Gene Ontology annotation, biological process: regulation of muscle contraction; sarcomere organization; muscle contraction. The transcript is spliced from 10 exons. The record is from RefSeq and is a predicted model, not a curated record. Bases 1 to 756 code for a protein of 251 amino acids. Lineage: Eukaryota; Metazoa; Chordata; Actinopteri; Spariformes; Sparidae.